This is a messenger RNA of Fukomys damarensis (Damara mole-rat), 3224 nucleotides long. RefSeq names its product spermatogenesis associated 5 (gene Afg2a). NCBI's taxonomy places the organism in Eukaryota, Metazoa, Chordata, Mammalia, Rodentia, Bathyergidae. The coding region runs from base 260 to 2920 and encodes 886 amino acids. The transcript is spliced from 16 exons. Gene Ontology annotation, cellular component: cytoplasm. Gene Ontology annotation, molecular function: ATP binding; ATP hydrolysis activity. The record is from RefSeq and is a predicted model, not a curated record.
AUGGUCUUUUACAGAAGUGAAAAACCUAUGUAACCGCUUUCAAGACCGUGGGCUCUGAAGACGUUCGGGUCUACUCUAAUCCCCGACCCACGCUAUUGCGCCCCACUCGGAAGAUUAUGGCCCCGGGGCGGAGCCUCCCUGACCUGUACCCCGGAAGUUUUCUCCCUUUGACACACAGAGACACGCGCGCUCGCCCUUGUUGAGCCGGCUUCGUUUUUACUUCGCUUGCUCUCUGCUACGCUCGGUCUGCCGUCGGGUCAUGUCUUCCAAGAAGAAUCGGAAGCGGCUGAACCAAAGCGUGGAAAAUGGUUCGCCCUUGUCCUCUGCGGCUUCCUCUCCUGCUGGGGCCCCAGACUCGGCGGCAGCUGGGACUCUAGUGGUGACCAAUUUCCUAGAAAAGGUAGAUGCCAAAGUUCCUAAAACAUUCCAGAAUUCCCUUGUUCAUCUUGGACUCAACACUAUGAAGUCUGCAAAUAUAUGUAUAGGUCGACCAGUGCUGCUUACCAGCUUGAAUGGAAAGCAAGAGGUUUAUACAGCCUGGCCAGUGGCAGGGUUUCCUGGAGGCAAGGUUGGCCUGAGUGAGAUGGCACAGAAGAAUGUCGGUGUGAGGGCUGGUGAUACCAUUCAGGUGCAGCCUCUUGUGGGUGCUGUGCUACAGGCUCAGGAAAUGGACUUGACACUGAGUGACAAAGAUCGGGAAAUUAAUGAAGAAGAACUGACUUGUUGUAUUCUGAGAAAACUAGAUGGCAAGAUUGUUUUACCAGGCAACUUUCUGUAUUGUACCUUCUAUGGACGACUAUGCAAAUUACAAGUGUUGCAAGUGAAAGGAGCAGAUGGCAUGAUAUUGGGAAGGCCUCAGAGUGACUCUAAUAUUGCUCAAGGAAUGGCCUCUGAACAGUCCAGCAUGGAAACCAGUAGCUUGGAUAUAUCCUCCCAGCUAAGCCAUUUAGAUCUGGAAGAGCCCCAGAGUCCAGCAUCAAGAAGUACUCCUUGUAAACCUGUUGAUGACAGAGUUACAAAUAAAGCCAGUGACAUUUUGUUGGAUGUUACACAGAGUCCUGGGGCUGGCAAUGGACUUGAGCUAGAGGAAGUCACUGCUCUUACAUGUAAUCUUGAGUCUCCCAGAGAAGGAAAUAAGCAACUACUCGAUGAAGAGAGAUUGCUAAAAUCUGCCAAAACAGGAGCAAAGUGUAAUACUGACACUUUUUAUUUUAUUUCUUCAACAACAAGAAUCAAUCUUAGAAAGAUUCAUAUAAAUUCAAAAGGACGAGAAAACCAAUUCAAAGUAACUUAUGAUAUGAUAGGAGGCUUAAACAGUCAGUUGAAAGCAAUUAGAGAAAUGAUAGAAUUGCCUCUCAAACAACCUGAACUUUUCAAGAGUUAUGGAAUUCCAGCUCCUCGAGGAGUGUUACUCUAUGGCCCUCCAGGUACUGGAAAGACAAUGAUUGCCAAGGCAAUUGCCAAUGAAGUGGGAGCCUAUGUUUCUGUAAUUAAUGGUCCUGAAAUUAUAAGCAAAUUCUAUGGUGAGACUGAAGCAAAGUUACGUCAGAUAUUUGCUGAUGCCACUCUACGGCACCCAUCAAUUAUUUUUAUUGAUGAGCUGGAUGCACUUUGCCCUAAAAGAGAAGGAGCUCAGAAUGAAGUGGAAAAAAGAGUUGUAGCUUCCCUCCUAACACUGAUGGAUGGCAUUGGUUCAGAAGCAACUGAAGGACAAGUGUUAGUCCUUGGGGCCACAAAUCGCCCACAAGCAUUAGAUGCUGCACUUCGAAGACCUGGACGAUUUGAUAAAGAGAUUGAGAUUGGUGUUCCUAAUGCUCAGGACCGGCUAGAUAUUCUGCAGAAACUUCUUCGAAGAAUACCCCAUUUGCUCACUAAAACUGAACUGCUACAGCUGGCAAAUAGUGCUCAUGGAUAUGUUGGAGCAGACUUGAAAGCUUUGUGUAAUGAAGCAGGUCUCUGUGCUUUGCGAAGAGUCCUGAGGAAACAGCCCAACCUUCCUGAUAGCAAAGUGGCUGGGUUGGUGAAGAUUACUCUGAAUGAUUUCUUACAGGGAAUGAAUGACAUCAGGCCCAGUGCCAUGAGGGAAGUAGCAAUUGAUGUCCCAAAUGUAUCCUGGUCAGAUAUAGGAGGACUGGAGAAUAUCAAACUGAAAUUGAAACAGGCUGUGGAAUGGCCCUUGAAACAUCCAGAGUCUUUCAUCCGAAUGGGUAUUCAGCCACCUAGAGGAGUUCUUCUGUAUGGACCACCUGGAUGCUCUAAAACAAUGAUAGCAAAGGCCUUGGCCAGUGAGAGUGGACUGAAUUUUCUAUCUAUAAAGGGGCCUGAACUGAUGAAUAAAUAUGUUGGUGAAUCUGAAAGAGCAGUUAGAGAGAUCUUCCGAAAAGCUAGAGCAGUGGCUCCUUCCAUUAUCUUCUUUGAUGAACUUGAUGCCUUGGCAGUUGAAAGAGGCAGUUCUUCAGGUGCUGGAAAUGUGGCCGACCGUGUUUUGGCUCAGCUCUUAACAGAAAUGGAUGGGAUUGAACAGCUAAAGGAUGUGACAAUUUUGGCAGCUACUAAUCGCCCGGAUAGGAUAGACAAGGCUUUGAUGCGGCCUGGAAGAAUAGACAGAAUCAUCUAUGUACCUUUACCAGAUGCAGCAACAAGAAGAGAAAUAUUUAACCUGCAGUUUCACUCUAUGCCAAUUAGUAGUGAGGUGGACCUAGAAGAACUCAUCCUCCAAACCCAUACAUACUCCGGAGCAGAGAUUGUAGCCGUCUGUAGAGAGGCAGCUCUUCUGGCUCUAGAAGAAAACAUUAAAGCCAGCUGCAUUAUGAAGAAGCAUUUUACUCAAGCUUUGAGCAUGGUGACACCUAGAAUUCCUGAAUCAUUGAGACGUUUUUAUGAAGAUUAUCAGGAGAAAAGUGGGCUGCAUACUCUCUGAGAAAAUGUUUAUAUUCAUCGUACUAUAAUUCUUUGUAGAGAAAAUUUGUUUCUUUUUAAAAUUUUUCCUUGAGUGUUUAAAAAUUUUUUUAAACUUAAAUGCUUUAAGAAGUAAAGCAUUUGAAAUAUUUUCACUGGAAUUGAGAGGAUUCAAUUGUUCUAGACAUUUUGAAUCAUACAGACACAGUGAAAAUAUUUCUGAGUUUAAAUCAUCAGUUCUAUCUGGAAAUGUGUGCUAAGUUUUUGUUGUUGGUUUUUUUUUGCGGGGGGGUUGGUACCGGGGAUCAAACUCAGGACCUUGCACU